Messenger RNA from Ramularia collo-cygni, 1638 nucleotides. Its product is annotated as related to HNM1-Choline permease. NCBI's taxonomy places the organism in Eukaryota, Fungi, Ascomycota, Dothideomycetes, Mycosphaerellales, Mycosphaerellaceae. Gene Ontology annotation, cellular component: membrane. The record is from RefSeq and is a predicted model, not a curated record. The coding region runs from base 1 to 1638 and encodes 545 amino acids. Gene Ontology annotation, molecular function: transmembrane transporter activity. Gene Ontology annotation, biological process: transmembrane transport. The transcript has 12 exons.
AUGUCUAGCAAUGAAGACAGUGUCUACAGCCCACACAAGUCUCACCCCUCCACUUUCACUGCCACAGGCAACUCGGACUCGAACUGGGCACCGAUGGCGGAAGAUAAGCCUUCGAGAGAGGUAGCAUGGCAGGCCACUCGAGGUGGAAACGCCGCUGACAUGCGUGAUAUGGCGAGAAUGAACAAACAGCAGCAGCUUCAAAGAAACUUCAAGCUGGUCUCGAUGUUGGGCUUUUCGGCCAUUUUGAUGUGCUCGUGGGAAUCGCUAUUGUCAGGUUUGAGUAUUGCCUUGGCAAAUGGCGGGACCGCGGGCUUGGUCUGGACGUGGUUGAGUGUGUGGAUUGGAUUCACCAUGAUCUAUCUAUCCAUGGCUGAGAUGGGCUCCAUGGCACCGACAACUGGAGGCCAGUAUCACUGGGUCUCCGAGUUCUCGCCCAGAAAGUACCAGCGGUUCUUGAGCUACGUCGUGGGAUGGCUUGGAGUUUUGGGCUGGCAGGCGCUUCAGGCAUCGAUCGCUUUCCAAGCAGGCACUAUCAUUCAAGGCCUCUUGGUGCUCAACUAUGGAGACGCUUACACAUAUCAGCGUUGGCACGGAACCCUGCUUGUCAUGGCCGUGCUCUUAUUCGGUGCUUUGUUCAACAUCUUCCUUGCGACAAGACUGCAUCUGGUCGAAGGAACUAUUCUGAUAGUUCACAUAUACGGCUUCAUAUGUGUGCUCGUACCUCUCUGGGUACUGUCCCCGAGAUCAACAUCAGAAUUUGCCUGGUCCGCCUUUCGUAAUCCCGGAUGGAGCAGUGCUGGACUCUCUGCCUUGAUUGGAAUGCAGGCGUCGGUUGUUCCUAUGCUUGGAGCUGAUGCGUCAGUCCACAUGUCGGAAGAAUUGAAGGAUGCAGCAUAUACGCUUCCUCGAAGUAUGAUGUGGGCUACUACCAUCAACGGUGCCAUGGGCUGGAUGACUGCCAUCACUGUGGCUUACUGUAUCGGUGACCUUGAAACAGUACUCCAAACGAAAACGGGAUAUCCUUUCUUGGAAAUGUUCUACAACUCGACCCAGUCCCUGGCAGCGACGAAUGCCAUGGCAUCUAUCAUCGUAUUCAUGGWUGCGUUCAGUGCUGUAACAAUCAUGGCUUCUGCAAGUCGCCAAAUGUUUGCCUUUAGUCGAGAUAAUGGGACACCCUACUCUGAGUGGCUCGCACGAGUCAGUCCGACGCUUGACGUGCCUCUGAACGCCGUAGUAACAUCCACGAUUAUUUCAUGCCUGCUGUCGCUGAUCAACGUUGGCUCCACCGCUGCUUUCAAUAACUUGGUUUCCUUGACCAACGGUACACUCAUGGUGUCGUACGCCGUUUGUAUCGGAUGCUUUGUCUGGAGACGUCUGUCUGGACAACCCAUGUUGCCUUCAAAGUUCAACAUGGGAAGACUAGGCUUGCCGAUCAAUCUGAUCUCGCUAGCCUUCCUCGCCGUCGUCUUCGUCAUGGCAUUCUUCCCGCCGGAGCCUUUGCCGGCUUUGGCUCCGUCCAGCAUGAACUGGUCGAGUCUGGUCUUCAGCACCAUCGCAAUAUGGGGUGUAGUGUUCUAUUUUGUCUGGGCGAGGCAUAGAUAUGUUGGUCCUGUAGAAUAUGUCCGAAAACUGGACUAG